Coregonus sp. 'balchen' is the source of this 4083-nucleotide messenger RNA. Lineage: Eukaryota; Metazoa; Chordata; Actinopteri; Salmoniformes; Salmonidae. The record is from the annotation of a GenBank genome assembly.
AUGAAGGCAUGGGGGGAGAAAGUCAUGAUUCUGUACAUUGGCACUGGAACAGGAUUGCGUUCCAUGAUGGCUGUCACAGCUGGUGCUGGCAACUGCCAUGCUGUGGAGGUGAGAAUUACCUUCUUGACUCGCUGAACCCCACGCAUCGUUGCCUAAUCUAUCGAAGUGCAUUGACAGUCCACCGUCAAUGAGAUGAUAAGAGGAAAAGGGAAAGGUGUUCUCUGACUGUUUGUAUGUCUGAUCCAAUAGGUUUUCAAGCCCAUGGCAGAUGCUGCUCUCCGAAUAGUGAAAAAAAAUGGCUUCUCCGACAAGAUCAAGAUCAUCAAUAAACACUCUUCAGAAGUGUUAGUUGGACCAGGUGAGAGUCACACAUAUUGUACGCACAGUCCUGUGAUUAGUAGUCUACAGUUGUUUUGGUUAAAAAGUUACUUUUCAAAUUGCCUAUGCUGCAGCAACGGUAAAUCCUUUUUAAUGUGACAAAGACAAAUUAUCUCACAGUGACCUGAAAUAUGCCCCAGACAUUGCAGUUACAUCCAUUUUGCAGCCCUUUUUUUCCCCCUCUGCAGUGAAACGUUUUAACCAGCUCAACUGUAUUUUACCAUCAGAAUGUUGAUGAAUAUGUUGUCACUGCAGAUGGAGACAUGCAGAUUCAAGCCAACGUCCUCGUCACAGAGCUGUUUGACACAGAACUGAUUGGAGAGGGAGCCUUACCCAGCUAUGAACACGCUCAUUUGAAUUUGGUCCAGGUAAGUGUGUUUGUGUAAUAGGCAGAGAAAGAGGCAGAUGUGUAUUUCUCCUGCAGGAGGGCUGUGAGGCUGUGCCCCAUUGUGCCACGGUGUAUGUCCAGCUGGUGGAGUCAGAGCAGUUGUGGAGCUGGGCAGAGUUACAAUACAUGGAGGUGGACGGUUGCAAACUGCUGCCCCUUCCUGCUGUGGGUCUCUGUGCUGGAGCCCACUCUGUCUGUGACAUCCAGCCAGAUGCUCCCACACUGCUUCACACCACUAGGGCCUCUCUGCACCAUGUUCAAGUGAGAUGCACAUUGUUGAACAAACAUGUAUUAUUUAUACAUUCCAGAUGAAUCUUUUCUCAUUGAGGUAAUUUAUGCCUCUUUGUCUAUUUUCUUCUCCCCCUCUCAGUGUGGACUUCAGUGAGCAGUGCACCUUUGUCCCACUCCUCCAGAUUCCCAGCUCAGUCCAGUGGCCGGGCUUAGGUGGUCCUCUCCUGGUGGGACAUAGACAUGGACCCCAGCGGCUCCAUCGUGUUUUCCAUGGCUCCCAGCUGGACCUACACAGACCCUCAGUCCGCUCCUGUGAGUGGAAUCUCUUGAAUCUCUACAUGUGCAAUACAGUUUGAGGACAUUAGAGGAAGUAAUGUUUGUCUUUUUAGCGGCAGGAUCACUGGGUGCAGUGUCUACUUCCUGCCUGUGGAGCGGAGGGUGGCUGAGGGGAAGAGCUCAGCCUUAAUGUCUCCCAUGACGACUACAGCCUAUGGUACAGCCUACAGCCGGAUAGUUAAUUACCUAUCUGUAGUUAUUUAAUCAAAUCAAAUCAAAUCAAAUGUUAUUUGUCACAUGCGCCGAAUACAACAGGUGUAGACCUUACUGUGAAAUGCUUACUUACAAGCCCUUAACCAACGAUGCAGUUCAAGAAAUAGAGUUAAGAAAAUAUUUGCUAAAUAAACUAAAGUAAAAAAUUAAAUAAAAAGUAACAUAAUAAGAUUACAUAACAAUAACGAGGCUAUAUACAUGGGGUACCGGUACCGUUUGCCAUGCGGUAGCAGAGAGAAUAGUCUAUGACUUGGGUGACUGGAGUGUUUGACAAUCUUUUGGGCCUUCCUCUGACACUGCCUAGUAUAUAGGUCCUGGAUGGCAGGAAGCUUGGCCCCAGUGAUGUAUUGGGCCGUACUCACUACCCUCUGUAGCUCCUUACGGUCGGAUGCCGAGCAGUUGCCAUACCAGGCGGUGAUGCAACCGGUCAGGAUGCUCUUGAUGGUGCCGCUGUAUAACUUUUUGAGGAUCUGGGGACCCAUGCCAAAUCUUUUCAGUCUCCUGAGGGGGAAAAGGUGUUGUCGUGCCCUCUUCACGACUGUCUUGGUGUGUUUGGACCAUGGUAGUUUGUUGGUGAUGUGGACACCAAGGAACUUGAAACUCUCGACCCGCUCCACUACAGCCCCGUCGAAGUUAACGGGGGCCUGUUCGGCCCUCCUUUUCCUGUAGUCCACGAUCAUCUCCUUUGUCUUGCUCACGUUGAGGGAGAGGUUGUUGUCCUGGCACCACACUGCCAGGUCUCUGACCUCCUCCCUAUAGGCUGUCUCAUCGUUGUUGGUGAUCAGGUCUACCACUGUUGUGUCGUCAGCAAACUUAAUGAUGGUGUUGGAGUCGUGCUUGGCCACGCAGUCGUGGGUGAACAGGGAGUACAGGAGGGGACUAAGCACGCACCCCUGAGGGGCCCCGGUGUUGAGGAUCAGCAUGGCAGAUGUGUUGUUGCCUACCCUUACUACCUGGGGACAGCCUGUCAGGAAGUCCAGGACCCAGUUGCAGAGGGAGGUGUUUAGUCCCAGGGUCAUUAGCUUAAUGAUGAGCUUUGUGCGCACUAUGGUGUUGAACGCUGAGCUGUAGUCAAUUAACAGCAUUCUCACAUAGUUAUUCUUCUUGUCCAGAUAGGAUAGGGCAGUGUGCAGUGUGAUGGCAAUUGCAUCAUCUGUGGAUCUAUUGGGGCGGUAAGCAAAUUGAAGUCUCUCAAAGCACUUCAUGAUGCAUAGUCUAUUUAUUGUGGUGUUGAAAACACAAACCAUGACAUUGAAGUGCCUGAUGUCGGUAUGCUUUGUUUAUUGGUUGUGUGGUGUAUAGGCAAAGGAACCAGUUGGCGGAAAAUUAGUUGUAUAUAUUUUAUAUAAUUAUAAAUGUCAUCAAAAUGUUGAAAAUCUGAUUACCCCCUAGCUGAUCAUUUUCUGCAGCCGGCUCUGAUCGUAGCGUAAUGAAACAGGCAGGGAGAGUGAGCUCGUCUGUGGUGGUCGGCGAACCCUCAACCUUCUGGCCUGUAGCUCUGUGGCAUUGACUGUGCCACAAAAGCAUGCUGAAGUGGCAAGGUCGAUAUCCACGUUUACAAACACAGGGUCACUAUAGUUAUAGUUAUUUGUGGUCGUAAACAUAAUUUUGAGUUAAUUCUAUGAGGGGGGAGGGUGUUCAAUCUAUUUUACAGUACAAGGGGAGGGUCAUGUGAAAUUAUUUUUAACUUUGAGGGGGGUGUUGUUGUUUUUUAUGACACCUUAAGUUGGACCAACCCCCCCCCCCCCCCAGUAAAUUGUGAUCUGUCCCUUACAAUGUAGAAAAAAAGCAUAUCAGAUAUCAUAGUUAUCCAUCUUACCAGAGCUUCAUCUUAUUCUUUCAAAAUAUUGAUAUGGCACAUUCGCCACCGCAAUUUAUGGAAGAUGCCGAAACUUUGGAGAGAACAAUAGAUGGCGAAGUCAAAGACUAGGCAAGUGGUUUCCAUCUGUGGCGAAGUUUUCCCGAAAUCAAUGCUUAUUACAAAUCCAGCUCCAGAACCAGCCAUAGUACCAGCUGGCUAAUCUUUUGAAUACAGUGUAGUAAAAAAGAAAACUGCAACAACAGGACAUUAGCUAACUAGAUAAGGUUAGCAUGCUAGCUAAGUGCCCUAUUUGUUGAUUUUUAUCAACUCCACGUGGAAAUUCCCACACCCAAUUUGUGAAUAUGUAUAAGUAGCCUUCGUCAUUCUUCGAAGGUGGAACCUAAAUGUGCAUUUCCUCUUUAUGUAGUAAUUUCCCAUCGAAAUAAUGGUGGCAACUUCCUCUGGGGGGUCCUUUAAAUGAAUGGACAUAAUGACAUUCCUGAUCAAGUCUAAUUUCAAUUGGAGAAAAUAAAGAACUGUUAUACAUGUGAUCAAAGAUGGCAAUGGGCACUGCUCUAAUCUAUUCAUGAGCACUCACUCACAGCAGUGUACCUAAAUGAUCCCCUUGCAGCGGUGUCUGGAUUGCAGUGAGUCCCGUGAGGCAGAGCCACAUCCUCGGUGGGAGUACUCAUGUCGGGCCCUUACUCAGCCCAGAGCCGUCAUGAACUUUGAUGAG